This is a messenger RNA of Panicum virgatum (switchgrass), 3095 nucleotides long. Its product is annotated as disease resistance protein RGA5-like. The record is from RefSeq and is a predicted model, not a curated record. Gene Ontology annotation, biological process: defense response to other organism. NCBI's taxonomy places the organism in Eukaryota, Viridiplantae, Streptophyta, Magnoliopsida, Poales, Poaceae. The transcript is spliced from 3 exons. Gene Ontology annotation, molecular function: ADP binding. Bases 146 to 2959 code for a protein of 937 amino acids.
CACCACCAUCCUUCCCCCAUUUACAUUUACAACUAAUAAAGGUGAGGGAAGUGGAGGCGGAUCCAGAUCAGCUCCACCACCACACCACUUGGUGCGCACAAGCAACGCAAUCAACAAGCAAGCACAGCAGCAGCAGCAGUCCACCAUGAACUUGGCGAAGGAGGCACUGGGCAACCUGCUUCCGAAGCUCGGCCAGCUACUGCAGGAUGAGUACAACCUGCAGACGGGCGCCAAGAAGGACAUCGAGUUCCUCUCCAGCGAGCUCGAGACCAUCCACGCCGCCCUCGGCAAAGUGGGCGAGGUGCCAAGAGAGCAGCUCGGCGAGCUGCAAAGGAUCUGGGCCCGGGAUGUUAGGGAGAUGUCCUACGACAUGGAGGACAUCGUCGACGCCUUCAUGGUGCGCGUCCAGGGCCCAGAUCCCCACAGCAAAAGUAGCACUGGGCAGACCUUCAGCCUCAAGUAUAUGAUGCAAAAGUUCACUACGUUCAUGGCUCGCCGUGAGGUCGCCCAGGAGAUCAAGAACAUCAAGGAGCGUGCCAGGGAGCUGGCCGAGCGACGUGACAGGUACAAGGUCGUUGAUGAUAUUGCUCCUUCUAAGAAAACCCUUGUUGACCCUCGCCUAAAAGCACUGUACACCGAGGCAACUGAGAUUGUUGGCAUUGAAGAGGCAAAGAAAGAGGUAAUCACGGGGUUGACUCAGGGAGAUGGUGGCCAGCAGAAAAAGAUAGUUUCUAUUGCUGGUUUUGGAGGACUCGACAAGACAACACUUGCCAAAGCAGUGUAUGACGAGAUUAAAGGACAGUUCGAUUGCACGGCUUUUGUUUCAGUGUCUCGCAAUCCUGAUGCAAAGAAGCUUCUCAAGGACAUCUUGUAUGAGCUUCACAAAGGAGGAGAACAUCCUGGUGCAAAUUCGGAUGAAAUAAAGCACCUCAUUGAUCUUGUCCGUGAUUUUCUUCGGAACAAGAGGUACCUCAUUGUUAUUGAUGAUAUAUGGGACAAAGAACCAUGGGAUAAGGUAAUAGGGCUGGCUCUCAUGGAGAAUAAUAAGAGAAGUAGAAUAAUCACAACCACCCGUAUUAUUGGUGUUGCUGAGCAUGUCGGCGGUUGCUAUAGGCUCAAACCACUUUCUCAUGACAGCUCUGAAAUAUUAUUCUAUGGAAGAAUAUUUGGAUCAAAAGAUAGAUGUCCUAGGCAAUUUUCUGAAGUAUCUAAAUGUAUUCUGAAGAAAUGUGAAGGUGUCCCGUUAGCUAUCGUCACCACAUCCAGUUUGCUUGCUAAUAAAUCAGAGGAUACAAGAGUGUGGAAUGAUGUGUGCAACUCAAUUGGUUAUGGGCUUGGGAGGAAUCCUGGUAUGGAUGAUAUGAGGAAGAUAUUGCUGCUCAGCUAUUACGAUUUGCCUUCUCAUCUGAAGACAUGUUUGUUGUACCUAAGCAUAUUUCCAGAAGACUAUGACAUUGAAAAGGAUCGGUUGAUACGGAGGUGGGUAUCUGAAGGUUUUGUCCAACAAGACCAGCAAGCAGCCGGAGACCAAAGUCUCCUUGAGAUUGGGGAGAGUUACUUCAAUGAGCUUCUAAAUAGAAGCCUGAUCCAGCCCGCGGGCAUGAAUUAUCUGGAUGGUACACCUCAUGCAUGCCGUGUGCAUGAUACAGUGCUUGAUCUCAUUAUUUCCUUAUCAGCAGAAGAAAGUUUUGUCACCAUUGUAUUAGCAGGUGAUCAGAUGGAAAGCAAGGUUCGAAGGUUAUCUCUGCAUAACAAUAGUACUACUUGGCCUACAAUAAAGAUGCCAAAACUGAGGUCCCUAACCAUCUUCCCACCUGCCGGUGUGGUAAUUGAUCCGACACCGUUCCUUUCACGUUAUCUUCUUUUACGUGUGUUGGAUCUACGAGGCUGCAAACUUAAUGAUCUUGCAAGCCUGCGGUUUGUUGGGAACUUAUCUCACCUACGGUAUCUAGGUGUACCAAGUACCAAGGAUGAUGGCCCUAUUCAGCUCCCCGUAGAGAUAGGGAAGCUGAGAUUUCUGCAGACGCUGGAUUUAUAUAAAACUAGAGUAGAAGAACUGCCACCGAGUGUUAUUACAGGUCUAGGACAAUUGAUGUGCCUACGUUGUUAUGGAUGGGGCGGCACAAGGCUGCCAGAUGGGCUGAAGAAGCUGACCUCCCUUGAAGUGCUAGAGGGGUUAAUUGUGACAUCGCAAUGCAUUGCUGAAGAGCUGGGCCAUCUGACUCAACUGAGGGUACUUGAUGUCAAGGUCAUUUCUACAGAAGAGGCAAAUGAUGACGGAUGGACGGCAUGUAUUAAAACUCUAUUGGAAUCCCUAGGCAAACUGGCCAAAAUUGAGUGUCUUCAUAUUUAUGUUAAUUUUGAUGCAGCUAUUCUCGAUGGCUCAAUGAUGGAGCCACAGCCACUAGGCAACUUACGCCAGCUUCACAUUAUUGGUGGAUUCAAUGAUGUGCGCAUGCCCACAUGGAUUAGGCCUGCAUGGCUCCCCGCCCUCUCCUACCUGGAUAUACAGGUGAAGCACGAGCGAAGGGACGACAUCCAAGUUCUGGGCACCCUGCCGUGUCUUGGUCAUCUUAGUUUCACAGCGCGUCGAGCAGCGGUGGAACGGUCUGCGGUUGGAGCUGAUGCUUUCCCACGCCUGGUAAUAUGUGUGUUUGAUAUAUAUGAUGUGUGGGGAGGGACAGCCGUGGUCCCAUGUAUGUUCCCACGAGGUGCUAUGCCCAUGCUCCAGGACUACGAGUUCCGUAUCGGACUGAAGCAAUUAGAGAGUGUGGCCAUUGAGGACAUGGGCUUGGGCCUUGGCCACCUCCCGUCCCUUCGGAGUGUCACUAUUCUUGGCCUUCCUCGUGUUUUUGGAUAUUUUGAUGAAGCCACAAAACAUAAGGUCAAGGCCACGAGGGAGAAGCUUGAGAAGGAGGCGGCUACCCACCUCAACCAUCCUCUUCGCAUUCGUCCUUGACGUGUCGGGCUGUGCACGUGUGUGUGUGUAUAUAUACACUCUAAAUGCCUCUUGGUUCAAUUCCCUUGUCAAUCUGUCAUACUCUUUUUUUAUGGUUACUCCGAUAAUCAUAUUUGAUUACUUACUUUACUAUACA